This is a messenger RNA of Trichomycterus rosablanca, 2837 nucleotides long. RefSeq names its product EYA transcriptional coactivator and phosphatase 4 (gene eya4). The coding region runs from base 405 to 2333 and encodes 642 amino acids. Gene Ontology annotation, biological process: multicellular organism development; negative regulation of extrinsic apoptotic signaling pathway in absence of ligand; cell differentiation. The transcript is spliced from 20 exons. Gene Ontology annotation, molecular function: protein tyrosine phosphatase activity. The record is from RefSeq and is a predicted model, not a curated record. Gene Ontology annotation, cellular component: nucleus. Lineage: Eukaryota; Metazoa; Chordata; Actinopteri; Siluriformes; Trichomycteridae.
GUGAAGCCCCGCUGCUCGCGCCAGCGAACUUAUCCACGCGACGAACGCACGAGCGAGCGCGAGUUUCCCCGCGUGCGACCGGGUGUAACAUGCGUUAGGGUGUCGGUGUGAUUUGGAGGAGUCGUUAUUGUUCGUUGAGAGUUUUGUUCCGGUGUGUAGAGUGAAGUUUUGCACUAGAAGCUCGAACCUGCAGCACUGAACCGCGCACCAACCUGCGGCACUGACAGCGCGCGCUCAGCCUCCUGCCGUUUCUCUGCACUGCUGCGCGAAUGUUUUUGGAUGAGCAUGUGAACGGAACACCGUGAACACAGACGCAAAUUGUUUGGACAAUUUUGGAGACCUCUGGCAACACAACUCCACAGAGUAGCUGGAUAAAAGCUGAGAAAGGUGGAAGUGCUCAACUGAUGGAGAACACACAGGAACUAAACGAACAGGCGGUGAAGAAAUCUCUCUCUGAUCCCUCCACUCAAAACCCUUCUGACAACAGAUCACUGAAGAUGCAGGAAUUAAUCAACACUCAGCACACAGUUCCCAGCACCAAUGACGGCAGCUCUAAACUGGAUAAGAGUCUUCUUACUAACAGCAUCUCAACCAAUGGAACAGGAGGCGAGAACAUGACCGUUCUAAACACAGCUGAUUGGCUGCUGGGCUGUAGCUCUCCGCCCACUGCCCCAAGUAUGAAGGACUACGUAAAGACAGAACCUCUGAACAGCAGUGAAGCAGUCAACACGGCAGCGGAUUCAGGACUUGAUUCUUACACGGGGUCAGUUAUAACCAGCAGCGGCUUCAGUCCUCGACCGGCUCACCAGUACUCGCCUCCUCUCUAUCCAUCAAAGCCUUACCCUCACAUCCUGUCCACUCCCGUGGCGCCGCCCAUGUCUCCGUACACCGGCCAGUCCCAGUUCAGCAGCAUGCAGCAGUCCACAGUGUACACACCCUACUCUCAAACCACGCAACCCUACGGCCUCUCCACCUACGCAGAUCUGGGUGUAAUGUUACCAGGAAUAAAGACAGAAGGGGGCCUAGCCCAAACUCAGUCCACCCUCCAAUCAGGCCUGAGCUACAGCCCGGGGUUCACCACCCCCCAGCCCGGACAGACGGCCUACUCGCCCUAUCAGAUGCCAGCGUCCGGGUUCACGACCUCCCCUGGUCUGUACACCACCAACAACUCUGUUUCCAACCCCGCCAACUUCAACGCACAACAGGAUUAUUCCUCGUAUACAGCAUUCGGGCAGAACCAGUAUGCACAAUAUUACUCUGCCUCCUCAUACGGCUCCUAUAUGACAACCAACAGCACGCUGGACAGCACUGGUUCCACCUCCAGUUACCAGUUACAGGAUCCUACACCCAUCAUAACAGGACAGGCUCCCGACAUGCACCCAGGAGAGUUUGAGGCGGGGCAGAGUCCUUCCACACCCAUUAAGGAACUGGACGACCGGACAUGUCGCGGGGGCGGGUCUAAAGCCAGGGGGCGCGGCAGGAAGAACAACCCCUCCCCACCUCCUGACAGCGAUCUAGAGAGGGUCUUCGUUUGGGAUCUGGAUGAAACCAUCAUUGUGUUCCAUUCACUUCUCACCGGAUCCUACGCACAGAAAUAUGGAAAGGACGCUCCUAUGGCGGUGACACUUGGUUUGAGAAUGGAGGAGAUGAUCUUCAACCUUGCAGACACGCAUCUCUUCUUCAACGACUUAGAGGAAUGUGAUCAGGUGCACAUUGAUGAUGUAUCGUCAGACGAUAAUGGACAGGACCUUAGUACUUACAGUUUUGCCACCGAUGGCUUCCAUGCAGCUGCGACCAGUGCCAGUCUCUGCUUAGCCACAGGCGUGAGGGGUGGAGUGGACUGGAUGAGGAAGCUCGCCUUCCGCUACCGACGGGUCAAAGAGUUGUACUGCACCUAUAAAAACAACGUGGGCGGGCUUUUGGGGCCGGCGAAGAGAGACGCGUGGCUUCAGCUCAGGGCCGAGGUGGAGGCUCUCACAGACUCCUGGCUCACCACUGCACUCAAGUCUCUGUCGAUUAUCAGCUCCAGGAGUAACUGUGUUAACGUGUUGGUGACCACAACACAGUUAAUACCAGCGCUUGCUAAAGUGUUGCUGUACAGCCUGGGUUCUGCUUUUCCUAUCGAGAACAUCUACAGCGCUACCAAAAUAGGUAAAGAGAGCUGUUUUGAGCGCAUAGUGUCCAGGUUUGGCACUAACAUUACAUAUGUAGUGAUUGGCGAUGGGCGUGAUGAGGAGCACGCGGCCAGCCAGCACAACAUGCCGUUCUGGCGGAUAUCUAGCCACUCGGACCUGCUCGCCCUUCACCAAGCACUGGAAUUCGAGUACCUGUAACACUCGCCCGCUGUAUCAUAGGCCUCUUUUUGUACAACUAUUUAAGAAAAGUACACUGCAGUCUCGUGUCCGUCAGGUUGUGUAUCGUUGUCUUUUUAAUGAUUUCUCUGGCUUCUGAGAACUCUGCACUGUCUUAAAGACUUCUAAAGUCUGUCCGGGGCUCAUCAAGCGCUCACAAUAACAUGUCUUACAUAAUCAGCACACUACGUUUCAUUCUCUGUAAAUCUGCUUUCACUUCAUGUUCCACGUAAUUCUGAGGACGUUCGUCUUCAUGCUGUAGCGUCCUGAGAAGCUUUUCCCCACUUAUAAACCCACAUAGCUGUACAAUCUAUCAUAGAUUACUGAAUAACCCGUGUACAUUGUUUUACAGUAACGUUUAACAUGGAAGACACUACGUGUUCACAAGUGGGUUUUUUUCCAUUUUGUUUUUUGUAAGUUUUUGGCAAAGAAAUAUGUGUAUAAUGAUUUGUUGUGCCUUAUAAACUGUGCUGUGUGUUUUCUGUU